GCUUUUUACCAGGGAUAUGCCACGGGACCUUACCAGCCGGUGCCCGGCUAUCUGGAUGUGCCUGUGGUGUCCACUAUUGGGGCGCCGGGGGAGCCCAGGCAUGAACCCCUACUGCCCAUGGAGAGCUACCAACCCUGGGCCAUCACCAAUGGAUGGAAUGGGCAGGUCUACUGUGCCAAGGAGCAAGGCCAGCCUGCCCACCUCUGGAAAUCCACCCUACCGGACGUAGUUUCCCAUCCGUCAGACGCUAAUAACUACAGACGAGGCAGGAAGAAGCGAGUCCCAUAUACUAAAGUCCAACUUAAAGAACUAGAAAGGGAAUAUGCUACCAAUAAAUUCAUCACUAAGGACAAAAGGAGGAGAAUAUCUGCAACCACCAACCUGUCAGAAAGGCAGGUCACUAUCUGGUUCCAGAACAGAAGAGUCAAAGAGAAGAAAGUCAUCAAUAAACUGAAGACCACCAGUUAA
Molecule: messenger RNA, 468 nt
Organism: Staurois parvus
Lineage: Eukaryota; Metazoa; Chordata; Amphibia; Anura; Ranidae
Source: the annotation of a GenBank genome assembly